GAUGUAUUGAAUAUUCAAAAACCUAUCAUAUCAACUAGUUCUCGACUAUUAUCGAGUGUCAUACAAUACAUCGCGAGAUGUGGCCUCUCAAGGAAGUCGAGGCGUCCCGAAGAGCGCCCGAGCGUGAACUUGGUGAAUUAUCUUUCUUGGUUGGCGCGUCCCGAGGUCACAGUAAACAGCUCCGCCCCAGCAUUGCCAGGGCUGACGUACCCUAAAUCGCCAUUGAUCGAUAUUCUUAUAAUCGAGAUGCCGCGCAACCCGUGAUUCUACUACUGUUCAUUACCUUGUUUUUCUACGUACCUGCCAUCAAUUGGGACUCCCUAGACCUUCUCCACUACUGCGAAGACAUCUCCCCACCACAUCAACAAACUUCUACAGCACGACAUGACCGACUCAUUGCAUAAUUCGAGAAUCCGAAAAUGGUUCGCCUCUUCUCCUCCAGUCGCCUGGGGAAUUCGACAGCUGCGAGAGCUCCUCAUCGGUGCCCUCAAGCAGGGGCCAAUUCCUCAACAUGUAGCUUUCGUCAUGGAUGGAAAUAGGAGAUUCGCGAGGAAUCAUCACAUUGAGACGGUGGAAGGCCACAGCUUGGGAUUCGAAGCACUUGCUAGAAUCCUCGAAGUAUGUUACAAAACGGGUGUCAAAGUCGUGACCAUCUACGCAUUCAGUAUCGAGAAUUUCAAACGAUCGAAACGUGAGGUGGAUGCUCUCAUGCAUAUGGCAAAAGUAAAACUAGAGCAGCUCUCAGAGCAUGGAGCUCUUCUUGACCGUUAUGGGGCGUCGAUUCGAGUCCUGGGCAACCGUGACCUGGUGAAGCCAGACGUGUUGCAGGCUAUAGACAAGGCAGUUUCCCUGACGGCCCACAACAAAAGGGCGAUUUUGAACGUGUGUUUUCCUUACACCUCGAGGGACGAAAUCGCAUCGGCGGUCAGGCACACUGUCGAAUCGUACAGUGUCCCGUUAAGUUCCAUGCAAUCACCAUCCAAGCGUUCGUUCUCGGAGACACAUAUAACACAACAUAUUCGUCAGCAAAUGCUCAAUACAGUACCGGAGGAUGUCGAACCAACAUCGCGUUCAACCUCUCCGGCUGAAUCCAAAGACCUGAACUCGGCGAAUGACGCUAACUCUACUGCGACUUCGUCUACAGCUGCAACUUCGGUUGAAAAGGACGGAUCCAUAACAUCAGGUCGGAAUUUCUUGGAUCCGGAAACGAUCACCGCGGAGACAUUGAAUGACAAUAUGCUCACUGCCGGUGCUCCACCUCUAGAUCUACUGGUUCGAACUUCUGGCGUGAUGAGGCUGAGUGACUUUAUGCUUUGGCAAGCUCACGAGAAGACAUCGAUCGUUUUCUUGGAUUGCAUGUGGCCUGAAUUCGACCUCUGGCAUUUCCUACCAGUCCUUGUUGAGUGGCAAUGGCAGAGGAAGAAGCUUCAAGAGGAGGAUCGCAGCUGGAACAAGACAGACUGAGCUGUACGAUGGAUUACUCCCAGUAACAGAAAAGAUUGAGAAGUAUAAUAUAUGCAAGUUAAGGCUGUUUUCCUUGCACGGAUACCCAUUGGCGCAUGGCGAGCAUGGCGAGCAUUUAUAGACAGGUAGCGUUCAAACUCAUAUAAUUGCAUAAGGCUUUAUCGUCG
This is a messenger RNA of Aaosphaeria arxii CBS 175.79, 1631 nucleotides long. Its product is annotated as Undecaprenyl diphosphate synthase. The coding region runs from base 385 to 1464 and encodes 359 amino acids. Lineage: Eukaryota; Fungi; Ascomycota; Dothideomycetes; Pleosporales. Gene Ontology annotation, molecular function: ditrans,polycis-polyprenyl diphosphate synthase [(2E,6E)-farnesyl diphosphate specific] activity. Gene Ontology annotation, cellular component: lipid droplet; membrane; endoplasmic reticulum. The record is from RefSeq and is a predicted model, not a curated record. The transcript is spliced from 3 exons.